ACCCCAAAAUCUUACUUCGUUUCUCUCUCAGCUCACAGUUCAUUGCUACCAAGUAAAUCUACAGAAAGCCUUCAUUUCUAUCUGUAUAUAUCUAUUUACAUUGCACCUUAUGGUUAAUCAAGUUUCAUAUCCUUUGAGAAGACUUCUGAAAUCACUUAUGUACACCUCCCCUUCCUACCACCUAAGGAAGGCCAAGGAGUGAUGGAAUUCUCUUCAGUUAAACAGUCAUUUAUACUCUCUUUGUUUCCAGUUUUCAAUUUUCUCAGAAAGACUACAAGCUUCUGGGGGCCAGGCAUCACAUUUUUUAUUUCUGUAUUCACACAAACUGAGCAUUUUCAGUUGUGUGGACAGUGGGAACAGAUACUUUAAUGCUUUAAAAACAAAUAUUAACAGCAUCACAAAUUAUAGAGUAUAAAACAGUUCUUAUGGAAGAUGGAAUAUAUAUGUACUCACCUAAACACAAUAAAUAAAACAGUAUUUGCUUCUGGUGGAUAUUUAUGUGAAUAGAAUUUAGGUAGCUUUCAUCAAACUCUGAAAAUCUGUGGAGACGCAUGGUGGCGCUGCAGGAUAACGUCGCUGGGGGAAAAAAAAAACCUACGACGAAUGAUGUUCUGGACAUUGUUAACCAGUGCACAGAGAGCACUAGGAAGACAGAAAGAACAAGGCUUCAAGGGGCAAACUAGAAGCUAUUCAACAGGGUUAAAGCCCUUAGGCCUCCCAAGAUUCUGUGGACAUACCAGAACCACGUUUCCCAGAAUUGUGAAGAGGAACUGAAGCGAUUCAGCAGGAAGCCUUUGGGAAAGGAGUUAUGGAGACCGGAGGGGCAGACACUCUGCGGAUAAGGCAAGUCCUGCUUCUCUUUGUUUUGCUGGGAAUGUCUCAGACGGGCUCCGAGUCUGGGCGCUAUUUGGUGACAGAGGAAAUGCAGAGUGGGAGCCUUGUAGGCAAUUUGGCAAAAGACCUGGGACUGGAAGUGAGUGAGCUGUUAUCGAGGGGGGCUCAGGUGGUCUCUAACGAUAACAAACAGCGUUUGCAGCUGGACAUAAAUACAGGGGAUAUGCUCUUAAGCGAAGCGCUGGACCGGGAGGAGCUCUGUGGUUCCACGGAGCCCUGUUUGCUGCAUUUCCAGAUAUUAAUGAAAAACCCCAUGCAGUUUUUACGGAUUGAGCUCCAGGUCAGGGAUAUAAAUGACCAUUCUCCCAUCUUCUUAGAAAAAGAAAUGCUCCUAGAAAUCCCAGAGAAUAGUCCUGUCGGUGCUGUGUUCUUACUAGAAAGUGCGAAGGAUUUAGAUGUAGGAAUCAAUGCUCUAAAAAGCUACACGAUAAGCCCCAACUCUCAUUUCCACAUUAAAAUGAGAGUCAAUCCCGAUAAUAGGAAAUACCCAGAGUUAGUUCUGGACAAGGCGCUCGAUUAUGAAGAGCAGUCUGAACUCAGCUUCAUCCUCACCGCUCUGGAUGGUGGGUCUCCGCCCAGGUCCGGGACUGCCAUGGUUCGGGUGGUGGUAGUGGACAUUAAUGACAACUCCCCAGAGUUUGAGCAGCCAUUUUAUGAGGUGAAGAUUCCAGAGGAUAGCGUACUAGGAAAGCUGGUUGUCACCGUUUCAGCUUGGGAUUUAGACUCGGGAAAAAAUGGGGAAAUAUCAUACGCUUUUUCCCAUGCUUCAGAAGACAUUCGAAAGACGUUUGAAAUUAAUCAAAAGUCUGGAGAAGUUAGUUUAACUGCACCCUUGGAUUUUGAAACAACUGAAUCAUACUCAAUAAUCAUUCAAGCCACAGAUGGGGGAGGCCUUUUUGGAAAAUCAACACUCAAAAUUCAGGUGGUGGAUGUGAAUGACAAUGCUCCUGAAGUGACCGUGUCAUCAAUUACUAGUCCAAUCCCAGAAAAUUCUCCGAAGACUGUGGUUAUGGUUUUUAGUAUUCGAGACAGAGACUCUGGGGACAACGGUAGGAUGAUUUGUUCUUUGUCAGAGGACCUCCCGUUCAUGCUAAAAUCUUCACUUGAGAAUUACUACACGCUGGAAACGGACAGAACGCUGGACAGAGAGAUCACGGACAAGUUCAUCAUCACCAUCACCGUCACAGACAUGGGGACUCCCAGGCUGAAAACCCAGCACAACAUAACAGUGCUGGUGUCCGACGUCAACGACAACGCCCCCGCCUUCACCCAGGCCUCCUACACCCUGCGGGUCCGCGAGAACAACAGCCCCGCCCUGCACAUCGGCACCGUCAGCGCCACAGACACAGACGCCGGCGCCAACGCCCAGGUCACCUACUCGCUGCUGCCGCCCGCCGACCCGCACGUGCCCCUGGCCUCCCUCGUGUCCAUCAACGCCGACAACGGCCACCUGUUCGCCCUGCGGUCCCUGGACUACGAGGCCCUGCGCGCCUUCGAGUUCCGCGUGGGCGCCGCCGACCGCGGCUCGCCGCCGCUGAGCAGCCAGGCGCUGGUGCGCGUGCUCGUGGAGGACGACAACGACAACGCGCCCUUCGUGCUGUACCCGCUGCAGAACACCUCGGCGCCCUGCACCGAGCUGCUGCCCAGGGCGGCCGAGCCGGGCUACCUGGUGACCAAGGUGGUGGCGGUGGACGGCGACGCGGGCCAGAACGCCUGGCUGUCGUACCAGCUGCUCAAGGCCACGGAGCCCGGGCUGUUCGGCGUGUGGGCGCACAACGGCGAGGUGCGCACGGCCAGGCCGCUGAGCGAGCGCGACGCGGCCAGGCACAGGCUGCUGGUGCUGGUCAAGGACAAUGGCGAGCCGCCGCUGUCGGCCAGCGUCACGCUGCACGUGCUGCUGGUGGACGGCUUCUCGCAGCCCCACCUGCCGCCCCCGGAAGCGGAAGCGGAAGCGGAGGCGGCGGCCGCGGCGCCGGCCGACCCGCUCACCGUCUACCUGGUGGUGGCCUUGGCGUCCGUGUCGUCGCUCUUCCUCUUCUCGGUGCUGGUGUUCGUGGCGGUGCGGCUGUGCGGGCGGGGCGGGGCUGCGCGGGCGGGUCGCUGCUCGGUGCCCGAGGGCCCCUUCCCGGGCCACCUGGUGGACGUCAGCGGCACCGGCACCCUGUCCCACAGCUACCAGUAUGAGGUGCGUCUGACCGGAGACUCUGGGAGUAAUGAGUUCAAAUUCUUAAAGCCAGUUUUCCCCAACCUUCCGCCCCAAUGCCCUGGGAAAGAAAUAGAGGAAAAUCCCACCUUCUACAAUAGCUUGGGGUUCAAUAUUCAGUGACUAUAACUUUUAUAUUCCAUGUGUAUUUUGUUUUUGCCAUUUCCAUACCAACGUUAUUUUCCCCAAUUUGUGUGUAUUUGAAGUUAUACUGAUGUUAUUUUUGUUUUCACACGUUCUACCCGCCUUUACUUUUAAGUGAAUGUAUUUGUGGUUGCAAUGGAAUAGUAACUUAUUCUCUAACCUAGAAGAUCUUCAUCUGUAAUUAAGUUGCCUUCUUAAAUAACAACACUAAAUCCCUUUUUGUUCAUGGCCCUCUCUCCAGUUGAACUUACACUCACAAUUAUGCUUAUGAUAAAAUAAAGCAGACCACUUUAAAAGUACUUCAA
Molecule: messenger RNA, 3546 nt
Organism: Camelus dromedarius (Arabian camel)
Lineage: Eukaryota; Metazoa; Chordata; Mammalia; Artiodactyla; Camelidae
Product: protocadherin beta-12-like
Exons: 1
Coding region: 809-3220 (803 amino acids)
Biological process (GO): homophilic cell-cell adhesion
Cellular component (GO): plasma membrane
Molecular function (GO): calcium ion binding
Source: RefSeq, a predicted model, not a curated record